AUGCUGCUGCUAGCUAAAUUUGCUGCUCUGAGAGCAGGCAUCGGGUCGAUCGUGGCGGUGGUGAUUCUUCUAAAUAUCGCCAUUUUUAGCAGAUCAGACUCCGAUUUCUAUACCAAUGCAUCCGAUGGCGGCCUCGAGCUGAGUCUAGAGGUGCUUACUUCAAAUGAAUACACAGAGCUGCUUCGGAAGGGCUUGCUAGAAGCCAAUAAGGAAAUGGUCCUCGAUAAGAUCAAGCAGGACUUGAGCAGGUCACAUAAGGAUCAGUUCAUGGACGACUUGAGGAAGGAGAUCAAGAACGAGUACGAAAAGGAUUUCAUCAAGCAGCUCAAGGAGAAACUCGACCGUGAGUUCACGAAGUCUUAUUACACGCUAAGAGAGAAGCAUUUUGAUAUUUUCCAGGACUUGGAAAUGAAGUACUAUGAAGAGAACAAGGAGAAGCUCAAAAACUACGAGAUCUUCUCUGCCAUGGACUCGGUUCUUGGGCCUAAAGCAUCCCCAGACCUUAAAGAAAAGGUCCGUGCCCAGCUUGACGACUCCAUGUCUCGUAAGAACUACUUCAACUUUGUCUUGAACGACUUGAUCAUGAAACACGCUCCGCUGAUGGGUCCAUUAACGAAACACGAACGCGGUAACGAUUUACAAGGCUGCUCCUUUGUUGUCAACCCAGUCAUUUACGAUGAAAACAAGCUUGAUAUUGUUCGUUUCGAAAACGACCGUUUCCAGGAUUUCCAGACCAAGCACGACGCCAUUGUGCUGCAGCUUCGGUUGUUGAGCACACCGCCUCCUCAUAUCUUCAGAGGCGACGGUAUUGUGCUUAGUGCUGGUGGAGCCUACUUUGCCGGUGCUAUGGUUGCCAUUGCUCAGAUCAGAGAAACUGGCUCCAAGCUUCCUAUUGAGGUCAUGAUCAAUACAGCAGAAGAGUACGACAAAGACUUGUGUGACACUUUGAAAAACACCUUCAACGCUCAGUGUGUCAUCAUUGAAGAUGAAAUAGGUCCAGAUAUGUUGAAGAAACUCAGGCUUUCCAAGUUCCAGCUUAAGAUCCUUGGUCUUCUCGUUACUUCGUUCGAGAACGUCAUUGCCUUGGAUGCCGAUAACAUGCCUUUGAUGAACCCAGACUCCUUGUUGCUGUCUCCACAAUACUUGGACACAAAAUUCCUCCUUUGGCCUGACCUCUGGCAGCGUACGGUCUCUCCAACUUACUAUGACAUUGCCAGAAUCGUUCCAGGCAUGCCUGUCAGAAGACACGGUAUUCCUAAUGACGAAGACGCCAAGGACUACUUUUCUCGUAACCCAGAGAUUGUUCAUUUCCACGAUCGGGAAGGACUCCCCAACGCUGUAUCUACAGAAACAGGCCAGAUGGUUUUCUCCAAGAGAGAACAUUUCAGAUCGCUUUACUUAUCCCUUUACUAUAACGUCUUUGGUGCUACUCAUUACUGGAGAAUGUUCUAUCAAGGCAGUCCUGGUGACGGUGACAGAGACACUUUUGUUCCUGCCCUCCAUGUGUUCAAUGAACCAUACCAUGUGGUUGACAGAGCUACGUGGUUGGCUGGUUUCAACGAAAAGGGAGGCAGGUUCCAGGAGACUACCAUUGUUCAAUAUGAUCCUGUCACCUCUGCUGGCUUCCUUCGUGAAUGGAAGAGAUUCCUUCAGAAGAAGAACCAGGACAUGAGACUUACGUUUGACCAAAAUAACGAUGCCACAAGAAACCUUCUAAAAGCUUUCCAGGAAGAAAGAGGCGACGAAAUGCCUCCAUUACCUGAAGUUAUGUUCCUUCAUGUUCACAGACCAAAGAUCAACCCGGUCUUGGAAACCGAUCCCGAAGGGUACUUCGAUUGUUUCUCCCAGAGAAACAUGGGUUUGCCUGGCAGAUACGAAGAGCAUUAUGGCAAAAGGGAUUGGGAACUCAGAUUCAACUUGAUCUCCCGCUGGGCCGCUUGUAAAGGUCUCGGCAGUCCACUUUGGUGGAAAUCAGUUAAGAGAGACCAGACUAAGGUCUGCCAACAGGUCUCUGACUACGUCAAGUUCUUGGAGAAGGAUUCCAAAGAUCCAAAUGCCCACAAAUUUGAAAACAUCAUUGUCGACUUCUAA
Candidozyma haemuli is the source of this 2091-nucleotide messenger RNA. RefSeq names its product Mnn26p (gene MNN26). NCBI's taxonomy places the organism in Eukaryota, Fungi, Ascomycota, Pichiomycetes, Serinales, Metschnikowiaceae. The record is from RefSeq and is a predicted model, not a curated record. The transcript has a single exon. The coding region runs from base 1 to 2091 and encodes 696 amino acids. Gene Ontology annotation, molecular function: alpha-1,2-mannosyltransferase activity. Gene Ontology annotation, biological process: mannan biosynthetic process. Gene Ontology annotation, cellular component: Golgi apparatus.